AUGCCUGCAGUAGUCAACGGUAUAGCUACCAACUCCAAUGCCAACGGAAAGGCCAUUAAAUCCAAAAACCAGCUUCGGCGAGCAAAGGCAAAAGAAAAGAAAGUCCUUGCCGCCCAGACAACACCUGAACUUAAUGGGAACUUUGACACGAUGAAGCAAGAGGAGGAUGGGCCUUGGGGCAAUGUUGAGUACGUGAUUGAGCAGCUGGAUGUCAAAGAUCCGGCUCUUGUGGUCUUCUCCGACAUUUUUGCACGUUUCCAGGCUCCUCAGGACUAUGCAGAGGCAAAGGAUUCGGAACCCACAAAAGGGGAGGUUAUUUACUCAGACGAUGAUAUGGAAUCAGAUGCUGGCUCAGACGCAGAAGAGAAGAAACCUCUUUCGAAAAAGAAACAACGCAAGAUGGCGCGCUUGACGAUUGCAGAGCUCAAGCAACUGGUGGCGAAACCCGAAGCAGUCGAAUGGACGGAUCCUUCAGCCGCUGACCCAAGAUUAUUGCUCCAUCUCAAGAGUUACCGCAAUACUGCUCCUGUUCCUGCGCACUGGAGUGCAAAACGAGAUUACCUGCAAGGGAAACGUGGUAUCGAAAAGCCACCAUUCCAGCUCCCUUCGUAUAUAGCAGAUACGGGUAUCGCGACAAUGAGAGAUGCAGUCAAAGAGAAGGAGGCUAACAUGUCGUUAAAGGCCAAAACUCGUGAGCGGGUGCAGCCAAAGAUGGGCAAGGUCGACAUCGACUAUCAAAAGCUGCACGAUGCCUUCUUCAAGUUUGCAACGAAGCCUGUGGUUACUGGGUUUGGCGAGAUGUACUAUGAAGGGAAAGAGUUUGAAACGUCGCUAAAAGAGAAACGACCAGGAGAUUUGUCACCAGAGCUUGUUGAAGCAUUAUCGAUCCCGCCACUCGCACCUCCUCCUUGGUUAAUUAGCAUGCAAAGGUUUGGUCCUCCUCCGAGCUACCCGACUUUACGGAUCCCUGGUCUCAAUUCACCCAUACCCGAGGGGGCUCAAUGGGGUUUCCAUCCUGGUGGCUGGGGUAAGCCACCAUUGGACGAGUAUAAUCGCCCUCUAUAUGGUGAUGUGUUUGGUGUGUUGCCGAAAGUCACUGAUACGAACAUUGGUGAGCCAGUUGACAAGAAUACAUGGGGAGAACUAGAGCCAGAGGAAGGCAAAGAACCUGCAGAGGAAGAGGAGGAAGAUGAAGACGAAUCGGAAGAGGAGGACGAGGAAGAAACUACUGAAGGAGCACCAGUCGACGGCCUUCAGACACCUUCCGGAAUGGAAACACCGUCCGGCAUGGCCAGCGUUGUCUCUACCGUCGCCGGGGGACUUGAAACACCCGACUUCUUGGAGCUGCGGAAAACAUCAACUAGACAUCCAUCAGACGCCUCGGAGAGUGGACCACGGUCGUUGUAUCAGGUGGUACCGGAGAAACAAACUUCCGUGCGUGGGCUCAUGGGUAGUGAGCGUGGGUAUGACGUCAGCCAAGUCACCAAUCCGCAAAACCUUCCUGUGCUUGGGGAAGAGCGGGGAACGAAGCGUAAGGCGAAUGGUGUCGACAUUUCUAUUGAUGCAGGCGAGUUGGAAGGCAUAUCGGAAGAUGAGCUACGGCGAAAGUACGAGCAACAUUCACGAGGUUCUGCAGGCGUGACGGGAUCGAAAGAAGACUUCUCAGACAUGGUGGCGAAGGAGAUGGCGAAGAAGAAGCAAAAGAUGGAUCGCGAGCGAGAUUCAAAGAAGGGCAAGGAAUUCAAAUUUUAG
Messenger RNA from Suillus clintonianus, 1752 nucleotides. RefSeq lists its product as uncharacterized. Gene Ontology annotation, biological process: mRNA splicing, via spliceosome. The record is from RefSeq and is a predicted model, not a curated record. The transcript has 8 exons. Lineage: Eukaryota; Fungi; Basidiomycota; Agaricomycetes; Boletales; Suillaceae. Gene Ontology annotation, cellular component: U12-type spliceosomal complex; nucleus; catalytic step 2 spliceosome. The coding region runs from base 1 to 1752 and encodes 583 amino acids.